Toxorhynchites rutilus septentrionalis is the source of this 563-nucleotide messenger RNA. Its product is annotated as larval cuticle protein A2B-like. Gene Ontology annotation, cellular component: extracellular matrix. Bases 24 to 416 code for a protein of 130 amino acids. The transcript is spliced from 3 exons. NCBI's taxonomy places the organism in Eukaryota, Metazoa, Arthropoda, Insecta, Diptera, Culicidae. The record is from RefSeq and is a predicted model, not a curated record.
UUUGCUUUGAAGACAGACACAAAAUGGUUCUUAAAAUCACUUGUUUUGCUGCCAUCGUUGCAACAGCGCAUGCCAUCGCUGUUGGGUAUCCCGCAGUGGCCAAAGUUGCAGUAGCUGAUUACGAUCCAAAUCCACAGUAUAGCUACAGCUACAGUGUUGCGGACGCAGUCACUGGCGAUAAUAAGAACCAACAAGAGUCUCGCUCCGGAGAUGUGGUAACUGGUUCUUAUUCUUUGAUCGAACCCGACGGUGUCCAGCGUGUGGUUGAAUAUACAGCUGACCCAGUGAAUGGAUUCAAUGCCGUCGUUCAUCGCGGACCGAUCGCUGCUAAGGUUGUUGCCCCAGUUGCCAAGUUCGCCGCCCCGAUUGGCUAUCCGAGACUUGGCCAUCCAUUGGCACAUCCGCUCUACGGUUAGGAAAAACCUGUUUAAACUGACGAAGACAUAUGUUCAUUUCCCAGUAAUUCUCGGACACUAUUUCAGGCAAGGCUCAACCCCUAAUUGCUUUAUGUAUGAUUUCAAUUUGAGUGUAACGUUUUCAAAUGUUACAUAAAUAAAAAAACU